Molecule: messenger RNA, 3317 nt
Organism: Propithecus coquereli (Coquerel's sifaka)
Lineage: Eukaryota; Metazoa; Chordata; Mammalia; Primates; Indriidae
Gene: ZNF197
Product: zinc finger protein 197
Exons: 6
Coding region: 192-3251 (1019 amino acids)
Biological process (GO): regulation of transcription by RNA polymerase II
Molecular function (GO): DNA-binding transcription factor activity, RNA polymerase II-specific; RNA polymerase II cis-regulatory region sequence-specific DNA binding
Source: RefSeq, a predicted model, not a curated record
UAUCCACGGCUCGGCCAUUAUUCUAGGCCUAUAGCCUGGUCCAGUUCCUGUGUCAUCUCCUAGUGGCUUGGCGCCGAGGCUGCGAUACCCAAGGCUGGAGCCGCAGCGGGAGCCCCGGAUGGUAUUCUCCAAACUCUCAGGAAGAAGUCAAGAAUUAAGGAGACCUGGAGAGGAACCUUUCUUAAAAGACAAUGACAAGAGAAAAUUGGGCCCACAGCGCUCUGAGACAAGAGGGUCUUGUGAAAGGAAAGGACGAUACCUGGAAAUGGGGAACCAGCUUCCAAGGGAGCAGCUCCUCUGUUUGGGAGACCUCCCACCUGCACUUUAGACAGUUACGUUACCACGAGACAUCUGGACCCCAGGAGGCUCUGAGCCGGCUCCGGGAACUCUGUCGCCGGUGGCUGAGGCCAGAAGCACGCACCAAGGCGCAGAUCCUGGAGCUGCUGGUGCUGGAGCAGUUUCUGAGCAUCCUGCCUGGGGAGAUUCGGACCUGGGUGCAGCUCCAUCGCCCUGGCAGUGGCGAGGAGGCUGUGGCCUUGGUAGAGGAACUGCAGAAAGACCUCGAUGGACCAGCACUAAAAGUUCCAGUCCUUGUCAAGGAUCAGGACGUUUUCCAGAAGGAGAUGAGCACUCCAGGAACAACACCUCCCACACCCAUUGGCCGCCACAUAGCAGCUGAGAUUUGCCCAAAUCCUCUUACUGACCAAGUGGUGUUCAACCUCCAGGAUCCUCAACAUGAUUCUUCUGUACCUGAAGCUUCUGCCCUUUCUCAGGAAGAGAAUCCAAGAAAUCAAUUAAUGGCACUUAUGCUCCUAACAGCCCAGCCCCAGGAGUUGGUGAUGUUUGAGGAGGUAUCAGUAUGCUUCACUUCAGAGGAAUGGGCUUGUCUGGGCCCAAUUCAGAGGGCCUUGUACUGGGAUGUGAUGCUGGAGAAUUAUGGAAAUGUGACCUCCCUAGAAUGGGAGACCAUGACCGAGAAUGAGGAGGUGACAUCAAAGCCAAGUAUUUCUCAAAGGGCAGACUCUCAGAAAGGAACAUCAAAAAGACUUCAAGGAGGUGUUCCCCGGUUCCUUGAUUUUGAGGAAGAGUGUGAAUGGCAAGUUUUGUCAAGGCAGUGGGAAAAUGAAACAGGGGAAAGGACAGAUAUAGUGAAGAAAGGUUCCCUUUGUGAACGAAACAGGAAGAAAAGGACUCCACCAGAAAAACGAAGCCAAAAAUGGAAGGAAUUUGGAGAAAGCUUGACUUUAGGUUCAGCUUUUUCUGAAAGUUUAGUAGGUACUGAAGGAAAGAAGUUUUUUAAAUGUGAUAUAUGUUGUAAACAUUUCAAUAAAAUCUCCCAUCUUAUAAACCAUCGGAGAAUCCACACUGGUGAGAAACCUCAUAAAUGUAAGGAGUGUGGAAAAGGCUUUAUUCAGCGCUCAAGCCUUCUCAUGCAUUUACGGAACCAUUCUGGGGAGAAACCUUAUAAAUGUAAUGAGUGUGGGAAAGCGUUUUCUCAAAGUGCUUACCUUCUAAACCAUCAGAGAAUCCACACUGGGGAGAAACCUUACAAAUGUAAGGAGUGUGGAAAAGGCUUCUAUAGACACUCAGGCCUUAUUAUACAUUUAAGGCGCCAUUCGGGGGAGAGACCUUAUAAGUGUAAUGAGUGUGGGAAAGUUUUCUCUCAGAAUGCUUACCUCAUUGACCAUCAAAGGCUCCACAAAGGGGAAGAACCUUAUAAAUGUAAUAAGUGUCAGAAAGCUUUCAUUCUGAAGAAGAGCCUCAUUCUGCACCAGAGAAUCCACUCUGGGGAGAAACCCUAUAAAUGUGAUGAAUGUGGAAAAACCUUUGCUCAGACCACUUACCUUGUUGACCAUCAGCGACUCCACAGUGCAGAGAACCCUUACAAGUGUAAAGAAUGUGGAAAAGUUUUUAUUCGAAGUAAAAGCCUCCUCUUACACCAGAGAGUCCACACAGAAAAGAAAACCUUUGGUUGUAAAAAAUGUGGAAAGAUUUUCAGUUCUAAGUCAAACCUCAUUGAUCAUAAGAGGAUGCACAGCAGAGAGAAACCUUAUAAAUGCGGUGAAUGUGGGAAAGCCUUCACUCAGAGUGCUUACCUCUUUGACCACCAGAGACUCCACAAUGGGGAGAAACCCUAUGAAUGUAAUGAAUGUGGGAAAGUUUUUAUUCUGAAGAAAAGCCUCAUUUUACAUCAAAGGUUCCAUACUGGAGAGAAUCUCUAUGAAUGUAAAGAUUGUGGCAAGGUCUUUGGCUCUAACAGAAACCUCAUUGAUCAUGAGAGACUCCACAAUGGGGAGAAGCCAUAUGAAUGUCGAGAGUGUGGGAAAACCUUUAUCAUGAGCAAAAGUUUCAUGGUUCAUCAGAAACUCCAUACACAAGAAAAAGCCUACAAAUGUGAGGAUUGUGGGAAGGCUUUCAGUUACAAUUCAAGCCUGCUUGUACAUCGGAGAAUCCACACUGGGGAAAAGCCCUUUGAAUGUAGUGAGUGUGGAAGAGCUUUCAGUUCAAACAGAAACCUUAUUGAACAUAAGAGAAUCCACAGUGGUGAGAAACCCUAUGAGUGUAAUGAGUGUGGCAAAUGCUUCAUUCUGAAGAAGAGCCUCAUUGGACAUCAGAGGAUUCACACAAGGGAAAAAUCUUAUAAAUGCAAUGACUGUGGGAAAGUCUUUAGUUACCGCUCAAACCUUAUAGCCCAUCAGAGAAUCCACACUGGCGAGAAGCCUUAUGCAUGUAAUGAGUGUGGGAAGGGCUUUACUUACAACAGAAACCUUAUUGAACAUCAAAGAAUUCACAGUGGGGAAAAAACCUAUGAAUGUCAUGUAUGUAGAAAAGUCCUUACCUCUAGUAGAAAUCUUAUGGUACAUCAAAGAAUCCAUACUGGAGAGAAACCUUAUAAAUGUAAUGAGUGUGGAAAAGACUUUAGUCAGAAUAAAAACCUUGUUGUACAUCAGAGAAUGCACACUGGGGAAAAGCCUUAUGAGUGUGAGAAGUGUAGGAAAUCCUUUACUUCUAAGAGAAAUUUAGUUGGCCACCAGAGAAUCCACACAGGAGAGAAACCUUAUGGGUGUAAUGAUUGUAGUAAAGUUUUUAGGCAAAGAAAAAACCUUACUGUACAUCAGAAAAUCCAUACAGAUGAAAAACCUUGUGAAUGUGAUGAGUCUGAAAAAGAAUGCUCUCAGACUUCAAACAUUUCAUCUUCAACAAAAAAUCCGUACUGUGGAGGAAUUCUCUUGGCUACAAAAUACCAGUGAGUCCAAGAUAGAGAGCCAGAAAAUCUAGUGUCAUAUGUAAAAUGGAGUAGCAUUCCUGCCUAUUUA